Messenger RNA from Scleropages formosus (Asian bonytongue), 3344 nucleotides. RefSeq names its product klotho (gene kl). Gene Ontology annotation, biological process: fibroblast growth factor receptor signaling pathway; carbohydrate metabolic process. The record is from RefSeq and is a predicted model, not a curated record. NCBI's taxonomy places the organism in Eukaryota, Metazoa, Chordata, Actinopteri, Osteoglossiformes, Osteoglossidae. Gene Ontology annotation, molecular function: fibroblast growth factor binding; hydrolase activity, hydrolyzing O-glycosyl compounds; fibroblast growth factor receptor binding. The transcript is spliced from 5 exons. The coding region runs from base 74 to 3034 and encodes 986 amino acids.
GCGCACGCACACACACACGCACACACACACACACACACGCACACGGGCACAGACACACGACACGGGCGAUGCCAUGGCGCCCAGGGGCGCUCUGCUCGUUUUGGCGCUGCUUUGCGAGUCGCCGCGCCGCCCCGCCGCGGCUCCGGGGGACGGCCAGCGCACGUGGGAGCACUUCAGCCGGCUGCCCUUCCCCGGCGACAAAGCCUUCCUGUACGACACCUUCCCCGAGGGCUUCAUGUGGUCCGUGGGCACCGCGGCGUACCAGGUCGAGGGCGCCUCGGACAAAGACGGCAAAGGUCCGUCCAUCUGGGACACGUUCACCCGCGGCGGGAACCGCAUCGCCAUGGGCGACGUGGGCAGCGACAGCUACCACAACGUGCACGGCGACAUCCGCGCGCUCCGCCAGCUCGGCGUCUCCCACUACCGCUUCUCUCUGUCGUGGCCGCGCAUCUUCCCGAACGGCAGCCGCGGCAGCUGCAACGAGCUCGGGGUCGCGCACUACAGGAGCCUCAUCCGGCUGCUGAAGGAGGUCGGCGUGGAGCCCGUGGUCACGCUCUACCACUGGGACCUGCCGGAGCAGCUGCAGCGCCUGGUGGGCGGCUGGCGGAGCCCGCUGCUCGUGGGGCUCUUCCAGGACUUCGCCGACUUCUGCUUCCGCACCUUCGGGGACGGCGUGAAGUACUGGAUCACCAUAGACAACCCGUUUGUCGUGGCCUGGCACGGUUAUGGCACCGGAAUGAUGGCGCCGGGCGUUAAGAAUGAGCCGGACUUGCCUUACGCAGUGGGGCACAACCUGCUGAAGGCCCACGCUGCCGUUUGGCAUCUGUAUGACAGGCGGUACCGGCCGCUGCAGGGUGGGAAGGUGUCCAUAGCGCUGGGCUCCCACUGGAUCAAGCCCAGUAAGACGCGGCGGGAGAACCUGCGCGCUUGCCAGUGCUCGCUGGACUUUGUGCUGGGCUGGUUUGCCAGGCCGCUUUUCGUGGAUGGCGAGUACCCGUCGUGCAUGCGCGGCCGCCUGUCCGCCCGCCUGCCGAGCUUCGAUGCCGCGGAGAAGGCCUACAUCAAUGGCACGGCCGACUUCUUCGCCCUCUCGCACGGACCCUCGCUCAGCUUCCAGCUGAGGAACGAGAGCCUGAAGUUCGGCCAGACAGAGGAAGUGGACCUGCGCAUGCUGCUCUACUGGAUAAAGGCCGAGUACGACAACCCGCCCGUCUUCGUCGUGGAGAGCGGCUGGUUUGUGAGCGGCAGCUCCAGGACCGAAGACCCCAAGCACAUGUACUACCUGAAAUGGUUCAUCGUGGAGAUGCUGAAAUCGAUUAAAUACGACAAGGUGCGUGUAAUUGGCUACACGGCCUGGUCCUUGGUGGAUGGCUUUGAGUGGCACAGAGAGUACGGUAUUCGCCGCGGCCUCUUCUACGUGGACUUCGCUACCCCAGACAUGAAAAGGGAGCCAAAGACCUCGGCCAUUUUCUACGGGAAGCUGAUCGAGAAGAACGGCUUCCCCCCGCUCCUGGAGAACAAGCACGCCGACGGGGUGUUUCCUUGCGACUUUGCCUGGGGUGUGGCCGCAAACUCCAUCGAAGUCGAGACCACCCCGUCACAGUUUGCGGACCCCAACGUGUACAGCUGGAACGUCGCUGGGAACGGGGAACUGAAGCGUCUGGAAGGGGUCGUGGCCCCUCCCGCCCACCGGGUCCGACACUGCGCCGACUACGCCGCCAUCCGCCACCAGGUGGAGCAGAUUCGUAGGGUGCGUGUGUCCCACUUCCAUUUCUCUCUCAACUGGUCCUCCGUUGCGCCAACGGGAAACGUGUCGGAGGCCAACGCUACAUUGCUGGACUACUACCGAUGCUUUGCCAGCGAGCUGCUGAAAGCUAACAUUGCGCCUGUCGUGACGCUGUGGCACUACACCGGCAAGCGCUCCAGCCUACCUGCCCCGCUCGAGGCCAAGAGGGGCUGGUGGUGCAACGACACGGUGCGAGCCUUCGCCGAGUACGCCAGGCUGUGCUACCGGCAGCUGGGCGCCCACGUCAAGCUCUGGAUCACCCUGAAUGAGCCAAACGCCAAGGAGCUCAGCUAUGAGGUCGGCCACAACCUGCUUCGGGCGCACGGCCUGGCUUGGCACGUGUAUGACAAGGAGUUCCGCGAGGCCCAGGGUGGCAAAGUGUCCCUGACGUUGUACAUGGACUGGGUCGAACCGGCUUACUCUUUCACCCUCAGGGACAUGGUGUCCGCCAGCCGCGUCCUCGACUUCCGCGUCGGCUGGUUUGCGGAGCCCGUCUUCGGCAGCGGUGACUAUCCCUCUGGAAUGCGAAAGUGGUUGAGGCAGCGGAACAGCAUGGACCUGUUCAAUUACCAUCUCCCCGUCUUUAGCCGCGAGGACGAGCAGUUGGUGAGGGGCAGCUACGACUUCUUUGCCCUCAGCCACUUCACCACCUCCAUGGUGUCCGAGGCCGUCGAAGACAAAUAUAUCUACGAGGCCAUGCUGGAAGUGCACUACAUGUUUGACAUCACUUGGGUGAUGUCAUCGUACAGGCGAUCGCCAGUGGUGCCGUGGGGCCUGCGCAAGGCGCUGAGCUGGGUGUCCUCCAGGUACCCCGGGGUGCCCAUCUACGUCAUGGCCAACGGGGUGGAUGAGGAUCCCGCCCGCUUCCAGGACAGCCUACGUGUCUACUACCUCCACAGCUACAUCAACGAAGCGCUUAAAGCGUACCUGCUGGAUGGGGUGAACCUGCGAGGCUAUUUCGCCUAUGCGCUCAGCGACCAGAGGGACCCCAACUUCGGCAUGUACGGCCACGUACACGACGAGUUCAUCGUCAAGUCCUCGCUGAUGCACUACCGCAACAUCAUCGAGCACAACGGCUUCCCCGAGCCGUCGGCCCCACCGCAGCCGUGCCCUCGCCGGUCGGAGCCCUGCCUCGGCUGCGAGGUGCUGGCGAGGCAUUCGGUGGUCGGCUUCCUGUCCUUGGUGGGCUCUGCUCUGCUCAUCACCGUGGGGCUCAUCGUGUACUUCGCUGCUAAGAGGCAGGAGUAGAGCGACUCUUUCACACUCCAUUAGGCUACACGCUCUUGUCGGCUGUUGCUGUUCUUCCUCGUUCCUCUUUUCUCGCGACUAGAGCAUUUUGUGAUGUAUGGUACUCUUAGGUGAACAUGAUGACAGUAGAUGUGCCAACGUUCACUCUGCAUCGCAAAUUAGUCACUAGGCCUGACUGCUACGUACCGGUUACGUGAACAUGCCUUGUUACGGACGUGCAAAGUCAGGAAAAUUGCCCAAAACCGAAGAAGGUUCUUUUUGCACAGGAUAGACCCGCAGUCACACACACACACACACACACACACACACA